AUGGACCCACAGAACCAGGAAAAGUUCGCCAUCCACGAGGCAUGCCGUGAGGGCAGAACCCAGGCGAACCCUCGGCUCGCGACCCGCAGAGACGAUGACGACCGCUUGCCGCUCCACUGGGCCGUAGCCUACAACCGCGUGCCCAUUGUCUCUGUACUUGUCCAGUCCAAAGGCUUCGAUGUCGAUGCGCAGGACGGGUCCGGCUGGACGCCGCUCAUGAUGGCGGCGAGCCUGAAGGAGUCUGACGAGCUCGUAGACCUACUCCUGUCGCGAGGCGCAGACGUCAACAUGAAGACUACCGACACCGUCCACCACCAGACCGCCCUUCACUUUACUGCCUCGAAGAACAAUCUCGACAUCGCUCGCAAGCUUAUCGCGCACAAAGCGACCGCUCGCGUAAAAGACAAGCGCGGGCAGUUGCCCACGCACCGCGCCGCGGCCGUGGGCUCCGUACCCAUGCUCAAGCUGCUGCUCGAGGCCAACAGCCCCAUCAACGCGUCGGAUAUGGACGGCAUGACAGCAUUGCACCAUGCGAUAGCAGAAGGCUUCGGUGACGCGGCGUUGAUGCUGAUGAAAGCCGGCGCCGAGCUUGACAAGCGCGACAACGACGGUCAGCUAGCCAUCGACCACGCGCCAGACGCAAAGAUCAAAAACUAUAUCCUGCAGACGGCGGAAAUUGAGGGCAUCGAGCUGCCGUAG
Molecule: messenger RNA, 699 nt
Organism: Aplosporella prunicola CBS 121167
Lineage: Eukaryota; Fungi; Ascomycota; Dothideomycetes; Botryosphaeriales; Aplosporellaceae
Exons: 7
Coding region: 1-699 (232 amino acids)
Cellular component (GO): nucleus; cytoplasm
Molecular function (GO): protein binding
Source: RefSeq, a predicted model, not a curated record